Molecule: messenger RNA, 2579 nt
Organism: Mustela erminea (ermine)
Lineage: Eukaryota; Metazoa; Chordata; Mammalia; Carnivora; Mustelidae
Gene: CCDC90B
Product: coiled-coil domain containing 90B
Exons: 9
Coding region: 438-1202 (254 amino acids)
Cellular component (GO): mitochondrion
Source: RefSeq, a predicted model, not a curated record
CCCAGCUUGCCCGGCGGUAGGAUGUGACUCCCUCUCAAGUAAUGGCCGCUGGCUUUCCCGCGGAACCUCUGCUGUUGAGCUGUACCUCACUGCUAGGAAACGGGAAUUGGAAGGUCUCAAACACCGUCCCGCUUUCUUAGGGCGGUAACGUCGUGCGCUGGUUGGGAAGGGACGGUGCGAGGAGCGGGAGCCACUGUGAACCAUGCUCGUGAGCUGUGGGUCCAUCUGUGAAGAAGCCCAUCUCUGCGGGACCGCGACUGGAGGCUCCGCUGGUGGUGUCUUGUGGGGCAGGCGAAAAACUACACUUCCCAGCAUCCUCGCGGUGCCAGAACUACCUUGCCCGAAAGCCUGAGCGUGAUUCAGCACCCCCGCCCCCCCGCACCACCCCCCCCCCACCCCGCACCCUUUCGCCUCCUCCCGCCAGCUGAAAACCGGAAAUGUGGAGUCGCUGUGUUCGGCGGCUCCUGUGUUCUGAGGGCAAUGAGGGCCGCCGGUUUUCGAGCCUCGGCGGGGUUUUUUCACCGGCCCUGCGGAGAGAUUUCUUCACCACCACAACCAAGGAAGGAUAUGAUAUGAGGCGAGUGGACAUAACUCCUUUAGAACAAAGGAAAUUAACUUUUGAUACCCAUGCACUGGUUCAGGAUUUGGAAACUCAUGGAUUUGACAAAGCACAAGCAGAAACAAUUGUAUCAGCAUUAACUACUUUAUCAAAUAUCAGCCUGGAUAGUAUCUACAAGGAGAUGGUUACUCGAACUCAACAGGAAAUAACAGUACAACAACUAAUGUCUCAUUUGGACUCCAUCAGGAAAGACAUGGUCAUCCUAGAAAAAAGUGAAUUUGCAAAUCUGAGAGCAGAGAAUCAGAAAAUGAAAACUGAAUUGGAACAAGUUAAGCAACAACUGAUCAAUGAAACCAGUCAAAUCAGAGCAGACAAUAAACUGGACAUCAACCUAGAAAGGAGCAGAGUAACUGAUAUGUUUACAGAUCAAGAAAAGAAACUGAUGGAAGCAACCACAGAAUUUACCAGCAAGGAUACCAAAACCAGAAGUAUUAUUUCUGAGACCAGUAAUAAGAUUGACACUGAAAUUGCUUCUUUGAAAACACUGAUGGAGUCUAACAAGCUUGAAACAAUUCGCUACCUUGCAGCCUCAGUGUUUACUUGCCUGGCAAUAGCAUUGGGAUUUUACAGAAUCUGGAAAUAGUUGAGAAACUAUGACAGUAUGCCGCUGCUGCCGCAGACUUGAGAACACUACGCCAGGCUACGUUUACUCUGAACAUGGAAGUUGCAGGAGAUACUCAAUACAGCAAGAUUAUUCAGAGUACAUAUGGACUAAAAAAAUAUUUUUAAGUGGGAAGAUACGCUUUGAGUUGGUGUUUUGUGUGCCUUUAUUUAUUUUAUUAUGUUAAAAAGCUAUCAUUCAAAACCUGAUUGAGAUAAAGAGGCUUUUUGUCUUUACCCUUUUCAUGGUUCAUAGAAACUGAUCCAGAGUUCUCUUGUGUUUGCUUGAACAAAUGUGUAUCAUUUAGGAUUUCUUUGAUGUCUGCUGCAAAUUUAAAAACUACUCCCAAGCCUACAUACUUGUUAUUGUAUUCAGCUUCCCUGGUAACUGCUGCACAGUUACUUUUUCAUAGAAAAUAAAAUCUUGUUCUAACAAAGUUGUUUGGAUUUUCAAGACAACUUACCAUAUAUGGAGACUGGGUUUCUUGGCAGUAAAUUAAAACAAGGAACUUUAAAAUAAUGUGUGCCCUAGUGCAACUGUAGGACACCUGGUGUGAAAUCUUCAAGUUGCUAUGUCUUGAGCUCUGAUUAUUACAUAUACUUAAAAAUUUUUGAAUUUACAAAUACCAGUUUAUCCCUGCUUCUUAGGGGCCCAUCUUAAAUUUAUUACAUAAAAUGAAGAGGUGUUUUUUUUUGUUUUUUUUAAUGAUUCACUUAAAUUCAAUAAAGUUCUACUUGGUGACUAAGUAGACCAAGCAGGAUUAUAUAGGGACCAGUGAAGAGUCAGUAAAAACCCUUUAAUGUAUUUGAAAAACAGAUCAAAGUUUAUAAUUCCCAUUUUUGUCAGUCUUCAAGAAUUUAGAUACAUGAAUAUUUAACAGUAUGUAAUUUUUUUUAAUAUAAAGAAAAAAACCCAAGCAAUGGAAAAAGCAGUGGUCACCAACGCUGAACUUAGUGAUUGUUGUUGUUGAAUAAGAGCUGCCAUUGACUAUACAAGAGGGAAUAUGCUAAAUAAUCUAUAUUAGCUCACCUUUUCUUUUUUCAAAGCAGUCCUCUUAGGUGGGUGGUAAUAUCCUUAUUUUACAGCUAAAAAAAACAAGCUAAAUGAAGUUAAGGUCACCCGGUUGUAACUUCCUACAACCGUGGUUGCCAAGGCUGUACAGCAGACAAGCUACACAGUCGUCAUAUGCCAGGUAGGCUCUUUCUUACUCAGUGCUCUCAUCACCUACAAGUUGAAGCCUGUGUGUCAAGAGAUGGACAGACAACUAAGGCAUGAGGAAAAACAUUUGUACUUACAUCUAACAUCUUCACUCCAAUUUUUGUGUAAAAAACAAUGUGGAAAUAUAUAGAGAUCUAUAUA